GGCACAGUCUCUCCUCGUGUCCGCAGAAGAAGAGGAAUCCCGCCCACUGUACGGAUGCCGCAUUAAAAUUGGCCGCGCAUGCGCGUUGACGUUCCUUUUUUUUCUUGGAAUGCCCCUUGUUUAGAUCCCCAUCAUGGCAGAUCCAGAUCUUGAUUUCACCAGCGGAGAUGCCGGGGCUUCGACCACUUACCCCAUGCAGUGCAGCGCCCUGCGCAAGAACGGGUUCGUGGUCCUGAAGGGUCGUCCCUGCAAAAUUGUCGAAAUGUCCACUUCUAAAACUGGCAAGCAUGGUCAUGCAAAGGUUCACAUGGUUGGAAUUGACAUUUUCACAAAUAAGAAGUAUGAAGAUAUCUGCCCUUCCACCCACAACAUGGAUGUGCCUAACACCAAAAGAAAUGACUACCAGCUGGUUGACAUAAGCGAGGGGUUCCUCUCUCUUAUGAUGGACAAUGGUGAUGUGCGUGAGGACUUGCGUGUGCCGGAAGGUGACCUGGGCAAAGAAAUCGAAAGCAAAUUUGCAGCUGGUGAAGAGAUGUUGGUUACUGUGCUUUCAGCUAUGGGCGAAGAAUCUGCAGUGGCUGUCAAACCCAUGACCAAAUAGGAAGAGAGACUGGGCUGCUCAGGCUGCAACAUGCUACACUUUAACAAAUCUCUCGCAUUUGUUUUUUUGGUUUUAUUUGUCACCAAAGCUAUGGCCUUCACAAGCAACCUCAAAAUUUUUUGUUGUGAUUGUAUUCCUUUUUUCUUCUCCUUCCAAUACUGUGCUGGACUUGUUGGGUCAGUUGGCAUUCUCUCGGGUAGGAAGUUUAAUAAUGUCAGUGUGUUUAUCCCCUCAACUGCCCCCUUUCCCCCCCAUUAAGUUGUUACCACUUACAUUCCUGAAUGUUAAAUGAUGGGAUCCAUUUAUCCUUUUUGUAUUCUUGAAUUUCUUAAAAGUAAUUAGUGUGCAGGAUUUACGCAAGGUGCUAUGAAGAGAGGAAACCCCCCAACUGACACUGAACUUUUUUUUUUUUUUUUCUUCUCCCUCUUUGGGUGCCAUACUUUUACUUUUUCUCCUUACAUGAUCUAUGCCACACUGGCACUAUAGUUAAUUCCUCUCAAUUGAAUGCCUUUCCCCCCCAAAGUGAGAUGCACACUGGUAGUUGGCACUUCCUUGUACCUGCAGUACUUUAAAAGUACCUUCUCAAGUAAAUCCGCUAUGACAGAGAAAUAAACUCCAGCAAAAUGUCCCCUUAAAUGCCAGUCUUUAAUUGUUCAGAAGUGGAAAGGAUGUGAUGGCCAUGUGCGAAUACCUCUGUAACACAAUAGCAGCCAGCUUGAUUUUGGCUGUCAUUGAUGACCUUAAAUAAAGUGUUGAAGCCUG
Molecule: messenger RNA, 1363 nt
Organism: Carassius carassius (crucian carp)
Lineage: Eukaryota; Metazoa; Chordata; Actinopteri; Cypriniformes; Cyprinidae
Product: eukaryotic translation initiation factor 5A-1-like
Exons: 5
Coding region: 134-601 (155 amino acids)
Biological process (GO): positive regulation of translational termination; positive regulation of translational elongation
Molecular function (GO): RNA binding; translation elongation factor activity; ribosome binding
Source: RefSeq, a predicted model, not a curated record